Iphiclides podalirius (scarce swallowtail) is the source of this 1266-nucleotide messenger RNA. The record is from the annotation of a GenBank genome assembly. NCBI's taxonomy places the organism in Eukaryota, Metazoa, Arthropoda, Insecta, Lepidoptera, Papilionidae.
AUGAUCAAAUCGAACAUUUUGUUUGUGCUCGCACUAAGUGCGGUGCACGCUGUGACGUACGAUGGUUACUGCUGUCCGCCGGGAUGGUUCAUAAUGAAUGGCAUGAAUGACAGCAGGCUGUGCUGGGAGCCCGCGUCGGGCGAAAACACAUCGCUGACAUUGGCGUGCGAAAUGCAUGGAAUAAUAUCGGGGAGCAUAUACAGCUUCGAAGUGAACGAUGCGGGCUCUUUAGCCGUGAACGUGCGUAAUCAUAAAAUUGAAGUAGCGCCGGGAAAAUUUUGUAUCGGAAACUUCACUUUGAGCAUAAAUGACUCAUCCGUUUCCAAUGCAUCCAGAGCGGCGGUCAUCUGCGCCGAUGAGGAGGAAUCUAUGGUUGAUAACAAAGUAAUGGCCUACUGCAUGAUAGUUUCGGUCGUUUUCCUGAAGCUCACCGCGAUUAUCUACAUAAUACUCCCUGAAGUCAGGGAUCUACACGGGAAAAGCGUAAUUAACUUCUGCAUAUCGUUGGCGUUAGGUCUGCUUUGUCUGGCUAUCAUGAACCUCAUCUCCUCGUACUCCGACAUGAAUCUUUGUGCAGCUCGAGGCUUCCUGACCUACUUCUUUCUGAUCGUAAGCUUCUUCUGGACUAACGCGAUCUCCAUUCAGAUACUACGCUGUAUGAGGCGCCCUUUCAUAAUUGACUACGGUUGGAGAGAGUUUGCGUGGUAUGCGCUGUACGCUUGGGGAAUGGGCGCGUUGAUCACUAUAGCAAUGGCGAUUGUUAAUUUUCACCCGGGCGAUCAUCCGAAACCAGGGAUUGGACUGAACCAUUGUUGGUUUUUCGACAAGAAACAGCAAUGGUACUACAUGUACAGUGUCAUGACUAUACUCAUAACAGCCAAUAUUUGCAUAUUCGUUUACACGUCCAUUCUUCUAUGGCGUCAUAGUUUCGCCUCUAGCCACAUCAAGGCGUUAAAAUACAAAUUCGUCAUGACCAUCAGGCUGUUUAUUAUCAUGGGCGUGCCUUGGAUAUUCGAAAUGAUCGGUUCGUUAAUGGAAGAGAGCAUCAUAUGGGUCAUCAUGGACUUCGUGAACAUACUGCAGGGGCCGCUGGUGUUCUUGCUGCUGGUCGUGUUCCGCCGUCGGGUGGUGAAGGCGCUGCACAGGCGGGGCUUCCUCGAGUGCAUCUCCGACCGCGUGGAGAAAUACCUCGCGGUGGGCGACGACGCGGAGGAGAACGCGAUACAGCACACCAUGGACGUGCCAAUGGACGAGAAGAGCGCCAUC